GUUAUUCUCCUCACGUGACACAUCGUGAUCAUCAUGGCGGCCACCUCUGUCUUCCAGAGAGUGAGAACGGGCUCGAAAAUAGGAGCACAGUAUGAUCAGGAAGGCAAUCUCAUCAAGGUGGAGACCCGUGAGGAUGAGGAGCAGAAUGUCAAGCUUGCAGAGAUUUUGGAGCUGUUGCUCGCAGCUGGUUAUUUCAGAGCUCGCAUUAAAGGACUGACACCAUUUGACAAGGUGGUGGGUGGACUGACCUGGUGUAUAACCACUUGCAAUUUUGACAUAGAUGUUGAUCUGCUUUUCCAAGAAAAUUCCACCAUUGGUCAGAAAAUUGCUCUGACGGAAAAGAUUGUGUCAGUUCUGCCCAAAAUGAAAUGUCCUCACCGACUGGAGCCUCAUCAGAUCCAAGGGUUGGAUUUUAUCCACAUCUUUCCUGUUGUACAGUGGCUGGUAAAGAAGGCGAUUGAGACGCGUGAGGAGAUGGGAGAUUACAUCCGGUCAUAUUCCAUCUCCCAGUUCCAGAAAACACACGCGUUUCCUGAGGAUGAGGAGUUUGCGUCGAAGAAGGAUAGAGCCAUCAGCACGGUGGUGAAUGUGUGUGAAGUGUAUGCUCCUCAAAGGCGUUAUAAAAGACAAGAGGAUGCUGGUGAGCUAUUGGAUGAAGAGUCUCGAGUUCAUUCCACCCUGCUGGAGUUUGGCAGUCCAUGCCUUCUCAUAUCGCAGUAUAUGCAGCGCUAUGGAUUCAGCAAACAGUCUAAAUCAGGCACUGCGGUGGAGCAGAAGCAGGCGUCAGCUCAGGGUACACAAGGCGCGCCUCCGGGAAUGACCCAGGUGUCUGAAGAAGAGGAUCUGCAGGCCGCAGAGGAGCUUCGAAUUAAGGCCCUGAUGACUGGAAUGGCGGCCAUGGCAACAGAGGAGGGGAAGUUGUCGGCGAGCACAGUUGGACAUAUUGUUGGUCUGCAGUCUGAGGAGAUCAAGCAAAUUGCUACUGAGUAUGCAGAAAAGGCGGAGCGCUCUGUGGAGGAUCGGCCGGAGAGAUUUGGGCCUGUCCAGCAACACCGGCGUCAGCUAGCAUCACUUAACAAACAAAUCACUCAAAAAACAAAAGAACUGGAAGAGCUUCAAUCCAAACAGCAGGAGGUCAGAUCAGCAUGUGAGGAUGCUAAAAUCAAACUAGCUGAGGCCACAUCGCAGACGGAAAAGCUAGAGAAAGAACUGAGCUCACUGGAGGACAUCGAGUCUCAGGCGGAUUCAGUGUUGUUGGACAAGCUUCGUGCUUUGGUGGCCAUGAAUGAAAACCUGAAACAUCAAGAGCAAACAUUCCGAUCACACUGUCGUGAGGAAAUGACCCGUCUGCAGCAGAAUAUUGAAGAGCUGAAAUUGGAGUCUGGAGACGAUGGGGAUGAUAAGAAGGAGAUGAACAUGUUGAUUGAUCAGCAAUACACUGCGGACAGAGAGAAGCUACAGAAGAUCCGUCUACUCAUGGCUCGGAGAAACCGUGAGAUCGCCAUCCUGCAGAGAAAGAUUGACGAGGUUCCCAGCAGAGCCGAGCUGACGCAGUAUCAGAAACGCUUCAUUGAACUGUACAGCCAAGUCUCAGCAACACACAAAGAAACAAAACAGUUCUUCACACUCUACAACACUUUGGACGACAAGAAGGUUUACUUGGAGAAAGAGGUCAAUCUGCUGAACUCAAUCCAUGAUCAUUUUCAGCAGGCCAUGGCUUCAUCAGGAGGUAAAGAACAGUUUCUCAGACAAAUGGAGCAAAUUGUGGAAGGAAUCAAACAGAGUCGCAUAAAGAUGGAAAAGAAAAGACAGGAGAAUAAGAUGCGCAGAGAUCAGCUGAAUGAUGAAUAUCUGGAGCUGCUGGACAAACAGAGGCUCUACUUUAAAACGGUUAAAGACUUUAAAGAGGAGUGCCGUAAGAAUGAGAUGCUGUUGUCUAAACUGAGGGCUAAAGGAGCUUCAUAACUGCUGGAGGUCAAACACACGUACUCUCCCAUGUAGCACUUCAAAACACACUCGCAUUCCCUGAUGUUUAUAUUUUACUCUACUGAAGCCUCAUGCUGAUAUCACAUCUGCUUUCAGAGAGAAACACCCCACCUUUCAGUGCAUGUGUGUUAACCUGAAUUGUUCUAGGUUCAGAGACUAUUAUACUGUUGAACGUUUUGUGCCUUGAUGCUGUUUUCUUUAAACUCAUGAUGUAUAUAGGAAAUCUGCUUACUAAUCCGCUUUCUUUUUGUAUCUGUGAUCAAAAUCUGCUGCCAUAAGACCAAAAUGCAUUAAAAGAGAAAUGAACUUGCA
Molecule: messenger RNA, 2298 nt
Organism: Danio rerio (zebrafish)
Lineage: Eukaryota; Metazoa; Chordata; Actinopteri; Cypriniformes; Danionidae
Source: RefSeq, a predicted model, not a curated record